Molecule: messenger RNA, 372 nt
Organism: Eruca vesicaria subsp. sativa (arugula)
Lineage: Eukaryota; Viridiplantae; Streptophyta; Magnoliopsida; Brassicales; Brassicaceae
Source: the annotation of a GenBank genome assembly
AUGGUGCACGAGGUUAUAACACUUGGAGGAGGAGAAGUAGUAUCUCGUAGCCAAGUUACCUCCCCGCCUUAUCACCCUAAAACUAUGGAACGAAGCAUCAAUGGUUUCAUGUAUUAUGCUGUUUGGGCUCAAGUCAUGGAACAACUCAUAUAUGAGAGGAUACUAAUUUUCAUCACAACUCCUAAGGAGGUCCUGGUUUUGGAGGCUUUUACCCUUAUUCAUGCACAGCAAACUUGUUUUGUUAUCUUAGUGACUGUAAGAGCUUCGGAAGAUUCACUACCUGAUGAUACGGCACCAGACAUUACAUGUUUAUUGAAUGGACCUAUUUCUAGUGGAACCAAAUCGACGGAUACUGCAUGCAAGAGAAGAUGA